Physeter macrocephalus (sperm whale) is the source of this 2721-nucleotide messenger RNA. RefSeq names its product Rho related BTB domain containing 2 (gene RHOBTB2). Gene Ontology annotation, biological process: proteasome-mediated ubiquitin-dependent protein catabolic process; regulation of proteolysis. The transcript is spliced from 7 exons. Bases 509 to 1801 code for a protein of 430 amino acids. Gene Ontology annotation, cellular component: nucleus; cytoplasm. Lineage: Eukaryota; Metazoa; Chordata; Mammalia; Artiodactyla; Physeteridae. Gene Ontology annotation, molecular function: ubiquitin protein ligase binding. The record is from RefSeq and is a predicted model, not a curated record.
CUUCUGCCCCCGAGCACCUGUCAUCUUGGUGGGCUGCCAGCUGGACCUGCGCUACGCCGACCUGGAGGCUGUCAACAGGGCCAGGAGACCCUUGGCUAGGCCCAUCAAGCCCAAUGAGAUCCUUCCCCCGGAGAAGGGUCGGGAGGUGGCCAAGGAGCUGGGCAUCCCCUACUACGAGACCAGCGUUGUGGCCCAGUUCGGCAUCAAGGACGUCUUUGACAACGCCAUCCGUGCCGCGCUCAUCUCCCGCCGGCACCUGCAGUUCUGGAAGUCCCACCUCCGCAAUGUGCAGCGGCCUCUGCUGCAGGCACCCUUCCUGCCCCCCAAGCCGCCUCCCCCCAUCAUCGUGGUGCCCGACCCCCCCUCCAGCAGCGAGGAGUGCCCCGCCCACCUCCUGGAGGACCCGCUGUGCGCGGACGUCAUCCUGGUGCUGCAGGAGCGUGUGCGCAUCUUUGCCCACAAGAUCUACCUCUCCACUUCCUCCUCCAAGUUCUACGACCUGUUCCUCAUGGACCUGAGUGAGGGGGAUCUGGGGGGCCCCUCAGGGUCAGGGGGCCCCUGCCCGGAGGACCACCGGGGUCACCCUGAUCAACACCACCACCAUCACCACCACCACCACGGCCGGGACUUCCUGCUUCGGGCAGCCAGCUUUGAUGUGUGCGAGAGCGUGGAGGAGAGCGGGGGCUCCGGGCCCGCGGGGCUCCGGGCUUCAACUAGCGACGGGAUCUUACGGGGCAAUGGGACAGGGUACCUGCCUGGGAGGGGUCGAGUGCUGUCUUCCUGGAGCCGAGCUUUUGUGAGCAUCCAGGAAGAGAUGGCAGAGGACCCACUGACUUAUAAAUCCCGGCUGAUGGUGGUGGUGAAAAUGGACAACUCCAUCCAGCCGGGGCCCUUCCGGGCUGUUCUCAAGUACCUGUACACAGGGGAGCUGGACGAGAACGAGCGGGACCUUAUGCACAUCGCCCACAUCGCUGAGCUGCUCGAGGUCUUUGAUCUGCGCAUGAUGGUGGCCAACAUUCUCAACAACGAGGCCUUCAUGAACCAGGAGAUCACCAAGGCCUUCCACGUCCGCCGGACCAACCGGGUUAAGGAGUGCUUGGCAAAAGGCACCUUCUCAGAUGUGACCUUCAUCCUGGAUGAUGGCACCAUCAGCGCCCACAAGCCCCUGUUGAUUUCCAGCUGUGACUGGAUGGCUGCCAUGUUUGGGGGGCCAUUUGUGGAGAGUUCCACCAGGGAGGUGGUGUUUCCUUACACGAGCAAGAGCUGCAUGAGGGCAGUGCUGGAAUACCUGUACACCGGCAUGUUCACCUCCAGCCCUGACCUGGACGACAUGAAGCUUAUCAUCCUGGCCAACCGCCUCUGCCUGCCACACUUGGUCGCCCUCACAGAGCAAUACACAGUGACCGGGCUGAUGGAAGCAACUCAGAUGAUGGUAGACAUCGAUGGGGACGUCCUUGUGUUCCUGGAACUGGCUCAGUUCCACUGCGCGUAUCAGUUGGCUGACUGGUGUCUCCACCACAUCUGCACCAACUACAACAACGUGUGUCGCAAGUUCCCUCGAGACAUGAAGGCCAUGUCCCCAGAAAACCAGGAGUAUUUUGAGAAGCACCGGUGGCCGCCUGUCUGGUACCUGAAGGAGGAAGAUCACUACCAGCGGGCCCGGAAGGAGCGUGAGAAGGAGGACUACCUCCACCUGAAGCGGCAGCCUAAGCGGCGCUGGCUGUUCUGGAACAGUCCUUCCUCACCGCCCCCUUCAGCCACCUCCUCGCCAUCCCCGUCUUCCUCCUCGGCUGUGGUCUGAGAUGCUGCCACCCUCUUCUGACCCUGCUGCUGUUGUCCCCACUUGUUCUUGCCCCCUGCUCUUCUGCAUCGCCCCCGCCACCUUCCAGGGACAAAGGACUCACAUAACCGGGACCCUACGGGGAGGGGCUGCUCUCACCAGCCAACACAGCUCAGCAGAGAGAGGAAGGAGCCGGGCCUCGUGGAUCGGAACAGGGGCCCAGGCAGAGGUCCCCAUUCCACAGCAGGGCAGGAGACGGCUCCUGGGAGGUGGGGAGCGGGGAAAGAGCUGAGGGCUGUGGCCUCUGGUCUCUGGGUCGGAGAGCCCUAGAAUCAAAAGGAAGCUCCGCCAGCCGGGAGGCCGUGUGGUCUGCAGAGGCAGCCUCCCCGUGAGCGGCCGUGGAAAGGCAGGGUCCUACCUCUGUUGAUCGUGUGUUCGCAUCAGUGGACUUGGAGGGUUGCAAAUUUCCUGUGGGCAUUUGCACGUGGAACCUACUCAAAUCCUCACUGGAGAAGUCAGGGUAGAAAUUAAGCCUUCAGAACCCAACUCAAGGUUUCCACCCCUGGGCUGCAGCUGCCAGAGGCCGCAAGUGGAAGGCUGGCCCUCUGCCAGCAUCCCUCCCAGGGCUGUAGUCAUCCAGGCCUGAGAAGGGCGGCAGAGGCUGCUCAGAGCUGCAGGCCUAGAAGCAGCGCCUCUUGGUGCAAUGAGAAACUUCUUUCUCCCCCCUCCUUCACCGCUCAGAUUUGGAGAUGGAAACCAAAGGAAACAGCUGCAGUAGGGGGAGAGAAGGAAGGGAGUGAUGGGGGCCUGGGUACAGCAAUCCCAUGCUCCUUUGGGCUCCGCCCCCUGCCUCUGGUUAGCACGGCUUCUCAUGGGUAAAUUUAGGGUAAAUUUAGCAAAAAACUCCAAACAACAAUGAACAGAAUCACCACCAACAAAAA